Molecule: messenger RNA, 647 nt
Organism: Diabrotica virgifera virgifera (western corn rootworm)
Lineage: Eukaryota; Metazoa; Arthropoda; Insecta; Coleoptera; Chrysomelidae
Product: venom serine protease inhibitor-like
Exons: 2
Coding region: 276-524 (82 amino acids)
Source: RefSeq, a predicted model, not a curated record
GAUGUGGUAAAUUGUUUAAUAAAAAAAAUUUUCGUAUUUUGCGCAUUCUAACAUAUCUAACUAAGGUUCGCGACAUAUAGUGUAUUACUUUAAAAUAUUUGAGAUUUUUGUACCGAUAAAAGGAGACAUACAAAUUUUUGUUUAUUUUUGUUGAAUAUAUAUCCAUAACUUACCGAUAAAGUGCGCAGUAGAUACAUUGACUUAGGUUGUAUUUAAAAACAAGUCAGUCUAAUUAUAUAGUUUUCCCUACUAAGAACUGAGCCUUCUGCAAAAGAAUGAAGUUGUUGUUAAUAUUUGCAUUUUUAAUGUUUGCUAUUGUGGAAAUAUAUACAGAUGAGCCGUGCGGUCAAAAUGAAAUAUGGGGAGGAUGCUACGAUGCAUGUUGUAAUCCAGAACCAUCUUGCGAAAUAAGGAUACCAAUCGCAUGUGGAAUUGUAUGCCCUAUUCCAUGCCGUCCAAAUUGCGUUUGUAAACCAGGAUAUUUUAGGAAGAGAUGGAAUGGACCAUGUGUAUCAAGUUGUUAAUUAUUAACUACAAACAGUUGUGUAUAUUGUUUAAAGAAAUUGUUCUUUUGUUUCUCGUUUACAGCUACUAAAAUAAUACAUAUAAUGCCUUCCAAACCAAAUAUAUCUUUCUUUUAAUUAAAA